This is a messenger RNA of Euleptes europaea (tarantolino), 5920 nucleotides long. RefSeq names its product nestin (gene NES). Gene Ontology annotation, cellular component: intermediate filament. Lineage: Eukaryota; Metazoa; Chordata; Lepidosauria; Squamata; Sphaerodactylidae. Gene Ontology annotation, biological process: positive regulation of intermediate filament depolymerization. Bases 8 to 5920 code for a protein of 1970 amino acids. Gene Ontology annotation, molecular function: intermediate filament binding; CCR5 chemokine receptor binding. The transcript is spliced from 4 exons. The record is from RefSeq and is a predicted model, not a curated record.
GCUGAGCAUGGAGAAUUUCCUGGAAGCCAGGCCCUUGGGGGAGGAAUCCCUCCAGAUGUGGGACCUCAACAAGCGCCUGGAGGCCUACCUGGCCAGAGUGAAGUUCCUGGAGGAAGAAAACGAGGGGCUGAGGUCUGAGAUCCACCAAUUGCGAGGGGGUCCGCCGGAGGGCUCUUGGCGGGGCAAGUACGAGGAGGAGGUGGCCGCCUUGAGGGCCACCCUGGACCAGGCCUUCCAGGAGAAGCACGCGGCCGAGCUGGCCCGAGCCAGCCUGCACGAGGAGGUCCAGCUGGUCAAGAGCAGGUGUCAGAAGGAGCGGGCCGCCCGGGAGGAAGCCAAGAAGCUCCUCUCCUCGAGCAAGAAGGAGCUGGAGGAGGAGAAGAGGAGCCACAUCUGGCUGAGGGAAAGAGCCGCCCAGCUGGAGAAGGAGAUCGAAGCGCUGGCUGAAGCCCACGAGGAGGAGAGGGCGCAGCUGGACCGGGAGGUGGCCGGCUUCUCCUGGAGCCUGGAGAGCGUCCACGGCACACCUGCGCCCUUCCAGCUGGUGGGGGUGGAGGACUAUGCCAAGAGACUCGCCAACAUCUGGCGGGGGGCUGUGGAGACCUACAAGACAGAGGUCUCCCAGCUGGAGGCCUCCUUUGGUGAGGCGAAGGAGAACCUCUGGAAGGCCACCGAGGGCAACCGGCAGAGCCAGCUGCAACUGCAGCUCCUGGAGAGAGAGCUGGCCGGCCUCAAGGUGCGGAAGGAGGCGCUGGAGGAACGCCUUGCCCAGCAGUGGCAGCACCAGCAAGGGGAGGCGGAGAAGCUCCAGCUGGCCAUGGAGGGGCUGGAGGAGGAGAAGCGGGCGCUGGCCGUCCAGAUCGCCCAAGUCUUGGAAGACCGGCGGCAGCUGAUGCACCUGAAGAUGUCCCUCAGCCUGGAAGUGGCCACGUACAGGACUCUUUUGGAAGCAGAGAGUACACGGCUACAGAUGCCGGCAGACCACAAACUGGCCAUCGGCCUCCGAGAUAGCAAAUCGGAAGCAAUUGCCAGCAAACGCCAAGGACUGUCUCUGGAAAGAGGGUCCCUGAGUUCCCCAGACCCCAGGCUGAGCUCUGCCACCUUCUUGAAGGGAGGUGUGACCCCUCAGCCCCCCAGGAAACAAAAUGGCUCCUUCACAGUCAACAUGGCCGCUGUGCUCCCCAAGAGUAGUAGGAGCCCUGUGGUGUGCGGGUUCCAGAAAGCCAACACAAUCCUUCGGUCCCAAUCCACAAAGGCUUUUGAGGGGGUGGAUGUCCCUGCUUUCAUUGACUCCGCUGCCUUUGAGUUAGGUUCCUCCCCGCGAAACGAGGUGGUGACGGCCACCGAAGCUGGAACCGUUUCCCAGUCAUUCGUCCGUGAAUCGCCCCCGCUUUUCAGCUCCAUCAGUCCCACGGUUUCAAACGUCUUGGGAGAGUCCAGCUCAAAUGCCGGGCAAAGUCGCCGUCCAGAAGAUGGAGAUGAAAUUUCAGCCCAGAUGAAAACGGAGGAGUCGGGGAAGAAGGCGGAGCUUCAUGAGGAAGAGGAGGAGGAGGAGAACCAGCCCGGUGAAGAGCCCCCUUGGAAGACCGCCGCGCACUACGGGCCUGAUCCCUCCCUGCUGGUCACAGAAGCCUUGGAAAGCGCACUACAGGACGUUCCAGGGGGAGACGUCCGCUUCGAGGCCGGCUUGCUCAAUGUGGCCAAAUCCCCAAACGGCACUCCUUUCGGUGAGUCUUUGUCCCUGGAAGAGGAAAACGGGGCGGCCAUUUCUCCAAGCACAGCAGCAUUGGGGGAGGCCACGCCGGAGCUUCACAAACGCCGGACGGAAGACCGUCACUCAGCAGAUCGGCCGGAGGACAUCAACGGCUCUGAGUACUGCAGUGAGGCUCACAGUGGCCCAGAAGCGGGCUUGUGGGUGUCUCGGGUUGUAGAACCGUCCUCUCCGCAAGAAACAGAGUCUCUAGAGGAAGAGAGGAGUCCUCCCACCCAGCGCAACAAAGAGGACUUUGUAUUUGGCAUUCCAGUCGCUGAAGACGUUGACUGUUGCAACAUCAGGAGCACAUCAGAGCAGACUGAGGGGGGCAACGAGCAGCUCCCUGACCCCCAGACUCUUGUUCAGAGGGAGGAGUCGGAGGAGGGCUCCACGUGCACCGAAUCAGCAAGUCAACGGGACACCAAUGCGGCUGCCCCUUUCAGUGGGGACCAGGACCGCUCAGAGCCGGGCCCAAGCUGUCCUGAGGACCAGGCCAGCACCAUCGGAACAGACGUGGAGGAGGCCUAUGGAGGGGCAGAAGACCUUGAGGUAGUGAGCACAGAAGCCCUGCACCUCUCCGAGGACGAGGAGCGGAGAGCCCUUUCGAGUCCUUCGCGGGAGAGUGAAGAAGGUGACUUCCAGGCAGAGAUGCUGGACAGUGAGUUUCUUCAGACAGAAGAUUUUGCAGUCGAAACUUUGUCACCAGUAAGCCGCUCGUUUUAUUCUGCAGAAGGUCACCAAGAGCAUCACUUUCUUGGAGUAGAGCAGGAAACUCCUGAGGAACAAGCACCAUUUCCUGCCUUGCAGGAGGAAGAGGGGAAAGAGGUGGACUUAGAACCUGAGACCUCAAGUAUUGAAGAGGCUGUCUUGAGAGAUGAACACACAACAAACAUCUCGUCAGCUGAACCCAGGGCCACGGAGGAGGCAGGUACCAAGGAAGAGCACAUUUGGGAGCCACAGCAGGAUAUUAUGGGGCACGAAGGUCUCCUGGAAGAAGAGGAUGCUUUGGGCAAGGAAGACACCAUGGAGAAGGAAGAAAUGGCCACCUUGCAAGAUGUGACUUGCGAGCAAGAAACUGUCUUGCAGAAGGAGAAUGUGGAGAGUGUUCCAAGGAAGGAGACUUCCAAAGGAGAGCAAGGAGAGGAAGCAGAAAAGGGGAGUCAAGGAGACCUCCCAGUGGACCAGUGGAUGGAGGAAGAAGAGGUCACCACCAAAGGAGAACAAGGAGAGGAAACAGUAGAGGCAUGUCAAGGAGACCUCCCAGUGGAGCAGCAGGAAGAAAGGACCAUGAAAGGAGGGCAAGAAGAGGAAACAGUAGAGGCGUAUCAAGGAGACCUCCCAGCGGAACAGCAGGAAGAAGAGGUCACCAUGAAAGGAGGGCAAGGAGAAAAAACAGUAGAGGCGUAUCGAGACCUCCCAGCAGAACGGCAAGAUGAAGAGGUCACCACCAAAGGAGAGCAAGGAGAAGAAACAGUAGAGGCAUGCCAAGGAGACCUCCCAGUGGAACAGCAGGAAGAAGAGGUCACCACGAAAGGAGGGCAAGGAGAAGAAACAGUAGAGGCGUAUCAAGGAGACCUCCCAGCAGAACAGCAAGAUGAAGAGGUCACCACCAAAGGAGAGCAAGGAGAAGAAACAGUAGAGGCAUGCCAAGGAGACCUCCCAGUGGAACAGCAGGAAGAAGAGGUCACCACCAAAGGAGGGCAAGGAGAAGAAACAGUACAGGCAUAUCAAGGAGACCUCCCAGUGGAACAGCAGGAAGAAGAGAUCACCACGAAAGGAGGGCAAGGAGAAGAAACAGUAGAGGCGUAUCAAGGAGACCUCCCAGCAGAACAGCAAGAUGAAGAGGUCACCACCAAAGGAGAGCAAGGAGAAGAAACAGUAGAGGCAUGCCAAGGAGACCUCCCAGCGGAACAGCAGGGAGAAGAGGUCACCACCAAAGGAGGUCUAGAAGAGGAAACAGUAGAGGCGUGUCAACGAGACCUCCCAGCAGAUCAACAGGAAGAAGAGGUCACCAUGGCUUCUCCUGAAAGUGAUAUGAUGAAAAGAGAAGUUUUGAUAACAGGGUCAGAAGCAGCGGAGACUGAGGAGAUGGAGGCAGCAGCAGCGGGCUCUGUUAGUACGAGUGAUUUGCAGGAGAAAGAGAAUCCUGAAGUCCAACAGGCGUUCAUGACUGAGUCCCCACAGGAAGAAGAACAGACUUUUACUGCUGAGAGAGAAGAAGCCUACCGAAACCAAUGUUCACCGCUCCACGAAACCAGCAUUGGAGCACUGGAGGUUCCUUCAGGAGUGCCGAGCAACGCUACCAAUGGAUUUGAAGCGGAGUCCUACAGUGGCCCCGGGGACUUGGAUAUGUCUUCUGAAAGUGACCAUCACUUGCAAAGUGAUUAUUCAGGGUCUGAGGUUUCCCUGGAAUCCUUAGAGGUUUCCCCAAAUGCUGCCUGUGAAACAGAAGGGAUUGAAAAGGAGUUCGAAAGCAGUAAACGUAUUAAACUAGAGGAAACUUUGCCUGAUAACACGCCCUUGCAUUUGUAUGAUGAGAAGAUGUUAGCUGUGACUGGGAAGGACCUCCUGCUUCCAGAGAACAAAGAGGCAUCAGGGACAUCCCUUUUAACCAAAGAUAGUACCCGUUCUGUGGAGGUUACGGAGCAAGAGUUGGAGGAAGCGUGUCUGUAUGGUUCCCAAACAGAAGGGGAUGAUGCCAAGGUACUGGAGGAUGUAGAGAAGGAAGGAGAAUCUGCUCCCAAACAGGUUCCCCCCAACUCAGAGGAGCUUCCUGUUUCAAAAGAUUUAGAAGAAGCUAAGACUGAAACUCUGGACCUCGUCAGAAAUAACGAAGAAGACCUGCACUCUGGGGAACCUGUAACGCCCAUCACAGAAGCAUAUUUUCCCCCACUGGAUGCAGAAUUUGAUGAGCAGCCCAAGGAAACCUUGAAACGUGGAAGUGGUGCAAGAAAAGAAGCCGCGUGUGGAGAAAUGACCCAUGAGGAAACCUGUAGUACAGAUUUUGUUUGGGAGAUAGAAAGAGACAAUAUAUUCCAAGCAGAUCAGCCUGAUUCCAGCUACGAUCAGGAACAGGUCUGGGGGGGAAAUGACAGCCCUUUGGAAUGUAGUGACCCCAAUAAUGUAGUGUCUGAAGGUUCUCAUAAGGUUUCUCCUCUGACCAGUGUUGCUGACCUGGGAGAAAUUGUGUUGGAAGAGGAGCAGACUCCAGAUGGCCAGGAAGACCCUGCGGAACCUGAAGGUCAGGUGUACUAUGAGGAUGAGAGUUUGCUCGGCGCCCAUGAAUCCCAGCCAAUCUCUGAUCUGGAAAGCUGUGGAAGAGAAGAUCCCACCCAAGAAACAGACUUGGCUGAAAUUGAUUCUAGUGGUAUGGAUUUUACAGAACCUUCACCAAAGGCAGAAGCAAGUCUCCCCAUAGACGGUUUGAAAGCCUCUGAUAUCCUGGAGAUCGUAGAACAAGCCCUGGAGUUUAACCAAGAAGUUAUCAAGGCUUCUGAACAAACGGUUGAGGUGGAGCAGCUGGUGGCCUGGGGAGACCCCCAUGUCCCCCCCGAGGCAGAGAGUAAUGGCAGCUCUCUUGCCUUACCUGACGUAGGUAGAUCCCAGGUUUUUACAGAGACCCUAAAUGCCCCCUCCCCCAAUGCCAAAGACCCAACAGGAUCUGAUCAUUGGGUUGAAAAUAUUGGCAAUGGGCUGCCGCAGGAUUCAAGCCUGCCACAUUUCACCACUGAGAUACUGAACGGCAUCGGGGACCUUCAUUCUGGCAACAGGGUGUAUGAUGUGGGCUCUUCCAGGGAAGAACUAAUCGAGGAGGUUGCUAUCAGUCAGCACUUCGACAGAGAGGACGCAGAUGACCUGUCCAUGCUGGAGACCCUGAACCAAAAUCCACCACGGACUAAUGAAGAGGCAUCCAAAACUGGAGAAAUCUGUUCCGAAAUCCACAAGGACAUUUCACUGGAACACCGAGGGCAGGAGGGGCUGGAUGUGGACAAGAGCUUGUUUGCUAACAUCCUGCAGUCUGCUCACGUGAAAGGAAAGGAGGCUGAGAUAGAGACCGUUUCCAUCCCACCGCAUUUUGGAGAAGACAUUCUCCACCUGGAGUCCAGCCAACACCUGACGUUCCGACCAGAAGGUGAAGAAGAGUUAUGGUCUCCAGAAGACAACUGA